UCUUUCCGGACGCCGCAGGUUCGAGGCACGCAGCUCUCCCCUCUCCCUCCAUUGUCAUAAAUUCGCUGUGCUCUCUGCGUUCUCUCUAUUUCUCUGUCUAUUUCUCUGUCUCUCUCUCUCUCUCUCUCUCUCUCUCUCUCUCUAUUUCUCUAUUUAUUUCUCUAUUUAUUUUUCUAUUUAUUUCUCUCUCUCUCUCUCUCUCUCUCUCUCGCUUGUUCUCCCUUUCUCCGUCAAUCCCCCUUUCAUCCCCUAACAGCCCCACGGCCUCUCCCUUUCCGCCCUUCCUCGUGCCGUCUCUCGCGCUCGACGUCUCUCUCGCUUCCUCUCCUCUCUCUCCUCUCGCCGCUGGGCCCCAGGACGACGUCGAGGCGCGUCACACCGUCUCUCCCCCCACCGAUCGGAACGCGGCGCGGCGGCGACGGCCAAUCGCGGCGGCGCUUCCGGCAACGGUGACGGCCCAAUGGGCGAACACCGGCGACGGAUAGACGCUGACGAUCGCUGAUUUUGACAGUCGACACACGACGACGGUACCGUGCUGCGGUCUGCUUCCGUGCGCCUCCGCAUAGGCCUCUAUCACCUGGCGGGGACCCUGCGUGGCUCGGUAGCCGCGAUACCUCGGUGUCAACGGGACAUUCUUGUGCGGAGACAGACCUGCUCCUCUUCACAGUGAUAUAGUGCGCGAAGGAAGAGAAAGAGAGAGGGAGAAAGAAAGAAAGGGGAAAGGGCGGCGUCGAGAUCCACGUGGUCCCAGAGUGGUUUCGUUCGGGGCUCUCCUACGAGACAGUGAAUACACACACGUACAGUGCGAGACCCAGUUUCUGCGUGGUUCCCGUGUAAAGGAGAUAGAUUUCCCGCGGAAAAAGGGACUGCCAGGUGCCUGGGAUACCAGAUACGGUGACGGAUGCUGGCACAAAUAGACAACUGGGACCGCGAAGCCUCGGUGCGCCGCCUUGAAGACCCCUUAAUCAUCGUCCACCCCUGCGCCGAUCCUCUUUCCGGAACCGUGCUCUUCUUUCUGUGACACGCCGGUUUUCUACGGAGUUGUUUUUCGAUACUUGUUGCAUCGGUUCGUCGACGCGCGAGGGACCGGUGGUUGCUAAGGUGAACAGAGAUAAAGAGAGAGAUAGAGAGAGAGGAGGUCCGUGUGAUUGGGUGAUCGGAACGCUAGAGGACUUAAAUGCUCGCGUGAGAGGGUGAUCGAUGAGCUGCGCCAUGGAGUAUCAGCAGUUGGCGCCACCGCCGGUACCGGGCGUGCUGCACCAAGCGCACCACCAGCAGCAACAGCAUCAGCAAACGGUCCAACCCCCGCAGCCGCACAUCGUGGUCGCGCCUGCGCACCAACAGCAACCCCAACAACCACCGCCGCCGCCGUUGCCGCCCACGUCCCACGGGCAUCAGGUGCACGCGCCACUUCCGCCUAUCCACGACGACAGCACCAGCUCGCGGUGGAGCCAGUACCAACACCUGUGGAGGCAGCAUCAUGUCUAUGUCAAUGGGAAAGAAGAGAAAAAGGACGCAGACGGAGAGCUAUGGGGCAACGUGGAAGCGCAGGCCGCCUUCCUCGGCCCGAACCUCUGGGACAAAACUCUGCCCUAUGAUGCCGACCUGAAGGUAUUGAACCAUUAUGUGGAUCUCGACGAGUUCCUCUCCGAGAAUGGCAUUCCUGCGGACGGCGUGGCCGGCGGCGGGCAGGGCACGACGCAGACCGGGCCUCUGCACAAGAUCAACAACACCGAAGCACCUGGACACCAGGGACCAGCCGGGGUCCACCUGGAGCCCGUGACCAAGCGCGAGAGAUCACCCUCGCCGAGCGAAUGUUGCUCACCCGACACCAUGAACCCUCCCUCGCCCGCGGACUCCACGCUCUCGAUGGCCUCAUCGGGGCGAGACUUCGAUCCACGCACCCGGGCCUUCUCCGACGAGGAACUGAAACCGCAGCCGAUGAUCAAGAAAUCACGGAAGCAGGUGAGUUCGUUCGUUCCGGAUGACCUGAAGGAUGACAAAUACUGGGCGCGUCGUAGGAAGAACAACAUGGCGGCGAAACGAUCACGGGACGCGCGCCGCAUGAAGGAGAACCAGAUCGCUCUCAGGGCCGGCUUCCUCGAGAAAGAAAACAUGGGCCUGCGACAGGAACUGGACCGGUUAAAGAACGAGAAUAUGCUCCUGCGCGACGAGCUGAGCAAGUACACGGAGGUCUAACAGCUUGGCGGGCAAGCGAGACAACGGCUCCUGGUCCUGGUGUCGCGAGGCGGCAGGACGCGAGCGUUUGUUGCGCCGGCUCCACCUCCCACACUUAUAGUCGCAGCACUUAGGUAUCGCCAGUCCGGAAGCAAACUAAACAAGGGAAGGAAGGAGCGCGCCGAAUCACGAGACCAUCCUCGACAAUUGAACAGGACGACAGCCCACUUUCCUAGAGGAUCCCGAGGAUAUCCUUCGAGAAGUUCUGCUAAUCAUCGAUUCUCUCUAUCUCUCUCACAUAGACACACACACACACACGAGAAUGACACGCAACCGAAAGGAAAAAAAAGAAAAAACGAGAAACAUGCCACACGUACACGCAGCAGACGGUCCCACAUUCGAGUCCCCUCAGCCCCCGUGAUCCUUCCGAGCAGAGAGGAGAGUAGAACGGAAAGAAUAAUACAUCCAUCGUCUCUCUCUCCCCCGCUCUCCCUCUCUCUCUCUCUCAUUCUCUUUCUCCCGCCAUCCCGAACCUCCGUUCUCCACGUCCCCCGAAGAAAAACAAAAAAAGUGUAUAUAGUUAUAUGUAUAGUUAGAUUAUAUAUAUGUAUACACGCAUACAUACGCGGCCGUGUGUAUGUCCUGUCUGUAAGUGUGAGUCUGUAGCACGCGUGCACAGAAGCCCCUGUGCAGCUGCAACCGCGCGGACGCGUGUGCGCCCGUGUAAACCAUGCGCGGGGAUGGAACAAUGUCGGCGGGAAGACUCGCGCGCGCGCGAACGCCGCACGUUUACACAGGCGCAGACACGUACGGACAAGCAGCCGCAGACGCGAGAAGACGCCGGCGUGCGUGCCGGAGAAACCAAUGUCCACGAUGAGUCCACGAGAAGUCGCGGAGGUCCUUCGCGAGACGCUGCGGAGUGGUGUCUCUAUCUUUUUCACGCCGCCGCGAAAUCUUGCGGAGUCGAGCGUGGACUCGGAACCACGAAAGACACGAGACCGUGCACGCACAGGCCGGAGCGGGCCGGAGCUGAUUAGAGUAAUAAGCGAGAACCGUGCGAGCGUGAGCGCGCGGACAGGCGCGUGCGAACGAUCGUCUCGUUCGGCGGAGGCCGCGCCGCUGUGUGGCUCUCGAGCUUCUGUUUCUUUCUUGUACAACGCGGCCUCACAUCUGAUCGUGGAUAGACUCUUGGUCUAACGUUUCCUCGUUGCUUUCGCGACCCUCCGCCGUCCUCGUCCGGUCCUCUCUGUCGCGUUCAGAGGGUUCUUUAAGGCCCCCCCCCCCCGACGGACCUGUCGAGAGACGAUCUCCUGCGCCGGGCCCGGUCGACUACGUGGAACAAUCUUUGACCGCCCGCGCGAAUCUCCGGGACGACUCUGUACAAACUCUUGGGACUUGCUGGCUCAAAGACAGUCGGUCCUCGUCGAAUCACCUGUACAGAGCGUUCUUCACGGUCCGCGGGAGGUUCUUGCUCGGUUGUUUACUGCGAUCUUCUGUGGAGGACCUCUUGGAUCGCCUAGAGGGAGAAAGCUAGGCGGUCCUCUCGAACUCUUGAGAUCCCCUGUACGCAGAAUCUUAGCAUGACCUAAUGCAGGGGGUCUCUGGGACCGCCUUCUCGUCGAGGGUGUCCUCGAUAGCGUUCUAGAAAAGUCUGCUUUCUGGUAGCUCGAAGGAAGAUCUCCAAAAUGUGUUCGAAACAGAUCUCCGAGCUGUGCCGACGACGCUGCAGCGAAUCGGAUGCGUUAAAUCGUUGUUAAACACCUGCGAGCGGCUUCGGUUGACACGUUCCCUAACUCGGUUCGCCUUUGUUCGUCAGAUAGUCUGUGAAAUUCGAGGUGGCUUGUUCACAGGUAUCUCUUUAAUUUAGUCGUAAAAGUUUAAGCUCCGCGGGCUCCGUUUCCGGCGCUGAGAAAUCUCUGUGAAACGAAUAUAGACGAGAAGCUAGCGCAGGAUAGAUUGUACAAUUGUAAACUAGGAAGAAUUUAAUCGACGUGACAAGCACACUUUCACACGGCUAACGGGGGUCUCUGUAAAGCGCGCGUACAAGUCAUGCUCGAGCAUGACGGAAACGUUGUUAGCGGACGUGUUAAUUCUGGCGCGCCGAGCAUUCGGAUCGAUGCGACGUUCGAUCGUGGCCGAAAUUAUAUUUCACGGGGAACCGGAAGCGGACGGGGAGGAGGGCGGCGAGCGUCCGAAUAUCGGCGGUCAAUCGAAAAAGUGAAAUAACGAACGAAGGAUACUUGGGAGAACGACGCUUUUCUGCGCACGGACUAGGUCCUAGUUCUCUAAGAAACGUUAAUUACUGUAGCGUAUCCCACGUGGUGAUGGUACACAAGUGAUUCUAGUUGUUUUUAUCGUAAGGUAGAUCAAGUGCUUCUUUUCUUUUUUUCUCUCACUCUCUCUCUCUUUCUCCGUACAUUUUACAUUUUACCGUCUCUUUUACGUUGACUUUCGGCGCUCGGUCGUCUCGCGCCGUUGAGGAAAAUCGCUCGAAGUCAAAGCUCGAGUGCGGGGAAAGCGUCGCGACGGGGUCUCUUUGAGCCAAUCGUUUCACUCUCUCUCUCUCUCUUUUUCUCUCUUUCUAGUUUUUCUCUGUCUCUCUCUCUCUUCCUCUUUUUCUUUCCUUUCUCCACCAAUCUGUCGCGCUUCGAUAGCUCGUCGCAACGGACACGCGAACUCCAACAUACGAAUCAUUUGUCUCUUGUAAAUAUUUACUGAAGAAACCGUGCCGAUCGAAUUUCCCCCCCUGUGCGUAUCGUCUCGCGACGAUACGCGAAUCGUUCUCUUUCUCGGUUCUGCCGACGGUUUCGUAGCGUUUAAGCUUCGCGAAAGGAAAAAAGACUCGCGCGAGAGAGAACUUCUUUGCUCGCGGAAGAGGAACGCUGUUUUCGCCCCUCUGUUCUAUAUAUACUUUCAUUCUUCGGCCACCACCCCUCUUGAAGCACCCGCGCCGCCGCCGCGGCGACGCGGAUUCUAACGAUCGCUAAUCGCAGAAAUUGCGCACCGAGAGGGCUGCUCUUAGACAACAGCGAAUCGUAUCUCUCUGUCCGUAGCUGCUUCCUCUUGUCCCGCGGAUCAGCGGUGCACACUGCCGGCCAAGACCGUGGACGCCAUUGAUAACCGUCAUCAUCAACGUUCAAUCGUGUUCCAGCGAAUGAGAUUUUUAUGUUUAAUUUGUUCGAGAAUUGAUUACAGUAUGAUUUUGCCGGAAUUCCAAAGUUCCAUGGAACGAACCACGACGCCCGACUUUUAAUCGUCAGAUUAUAUCCAGUGAUUAUUAUUUAUUUGCCACGGGCCCCGGUUCUCCAUUGCUUCCGCGCACUCUCCCACGGAAAAGAAAAAUGGCACUACCUUUGCGACGGCCUAAUAUUUCUGGCGACCACGACGAAAUUCCUUUUCGAAUUAAAAGCGUUCAUUUGUCUGAAGCCGAGUCUCCUCGUUUCGGUGCCUUCUCUCGAUCCUUGCGACGCGGCAGAAAUGCCGCGCUCUGCAAACGUUGUAUUGCAAUCAAAUCGUCGACCACGUUCAUUGUUUUCCCCGAUCGAUGAUCGUGUACCAUGCGAUUGACCCGCAGUGUAACCGACCGCGAAUGAAAAUGGCGAGCAAAGCCCCGCCACACACACACACACACACACACACACACACACCGCCUUUCACGAAUCUACAGAGUAACUCACAGAUUUGCUAAAAAAAAGAAAAAGAAAAAGAGAUUCCAACGGGGUCCGAUCAGAGUAAUUUGUACAUAAUCUUCGCGUUCUCUGCUGCAAUGGUUCGUUCGGGGAAUCGCGAAGAAGUUUCGCGGUUCCCUAAAAAAGAAAAAAAAAAGAAAACGAGCAAGGAGAAAUAAUUAACGAAAUUCCGGGAUCCAAGCAAAAUCGGAUAUCGUUGGAUACCGCCCGUUGUAACGGCAGCCUUCAGAGAGAGAAUGAAAAAAAAAAACACUGUGAGCCACUGUGUAAUUUACGCGCGACUAAUAUUUUACAUACUGUUGAUGCGUUAGAUAAGCGAUUCUGCUCGUUGCAACGCUCAGUGACAAUAAUCGAGUAUAAUUAAUACAUAUACAUAUAUAUGUUUUUUAGCACUUUUUGCGACGUAAAAAAUGGGAAACCGACACUGAGAGUACGUUUUUUGUCCCGGUUGUACGUAGAAGAAGCCCUUCUUCUCUCAUUUUCAUUCGUUUAUUUUUUUAUAUACAUAGUAUAUAUAUACACCAUAAUAUAUAUACAGAAUAUGUACGCUUGUUAAUAUCGAUUUUUCGUUUGUUUUUUUUUUCGAGAAAAAGGACGUUGAUCAUUUUAUCGGUCUGAUCGGUUGCUUGACCAAUUGACUCCGCGGAGAAAAAAGAAACCAUGAAGAGCUUAUUACUAUAUUAUAUCGUAUAUAGAAUACGUUAAAUAACUAUGUAUGUGGUACACAUGCAUAUAUAUGUAUAUUUGUAGAUACAGACGAAGAAAUUAAUUUUUGUAGGAGGCCUUGUCAAUGACAGAUUCGCUGCGAACAAUUUCUUUCAAUCUU
This is a messenger RNA of Megalopta genalis, 6693 nucleotides long. Its product is annotated as PAR-domain protein 1. Lineage: Eukaryota; Metazoa; Arthropoda; Insecta; Hymenoptera; Halictidae. Gene Ontology annotation, molecular function: DNA-binding transcription factor activity, RNA polymerase II-specific; RNA polymerase II cis-regulatory region sequence-specific DNA binding. The record is from RefSeq and is a predicted model, not a curated record. Gene Ontology annotation, biological process: regulation of transcription by RNA polymerase II. Gene Ontology annotation, cellular component: nucleus.